CUACUCCUUCGACAAUUUCUUUAACUCAUUUCAUUCAUUUCUAACCAAAACAUAACUAGUAGGAUCCACUCACUUAUUUCAUCUUCUUCUCCAUUUUUUUCUAACAAAAGCAACAAUAGCUUGGUCUUGCAAAAAUGGCAGAUUCGUUUUAGUUUGAGGCAGAAGGCGGAAGCGGCCACGUCAAAAUUCUAUCUACCAUUAAUUUGAAUCCUAGAAUCUGAACGAAGCCUCUCUCCACCGCAAAUAACACUAUCGUUGUUCGUCGUCACGUCUUUCUCCUCAUGAUCAAUAUCUGCUGCCACCGUGAAAUCAUCUCGAUCAAGCUUCCUCUUCUGUUUAAUUAGCCAACGAAUCUUUUCUUCCAAACGCGCACAACUAACCUCUCGAAUUUGAACCAAAACGUCUUAUUCUGUAAUUCAUCCCAUGCUUUAUGCAAUUAUGUAAUCAUAAUGCAAUAUUAGCAUCUAAAUGAAAUCUAAAAUGAUUAAAAUGAUUAAAAUCACCUAAAAUAAGAUCUUGAAACCACUAAAAUCAUGAUAUAUAAAUGAGUAUUAGGAAAUCCCAAAUGCUAAAAAAAAUAUUAAAAUCAUUAAAAUCUUAUGUUUGACUUGAUCUAUCUUCUUAUUUAUUUUGGUUUUGUUUAAGCAAUGGACAAUCCACAUGUAUGUGUGCAGAUUGUUAGGAAAUACGCGGUCAAAUUUUGCGGAAAGCCAGAAUUUAUGGGAGCGGGAAAGAAGCACACACACCAAAUUGUUAACGGAGUUCGGCCAAUGAUGCCUACGUCUCCGGACCUGCUACAGAUCUUUUAUUAUUAACCAGGGAAUUUUUACAAGCUCACAACUCACACCCCGAUCCCAAAUACACUCAGAAAUUAUUAGUAAUUUCUUAAAGAAGAUUUUUUGUGAGAAAAAUUUUUUUUUUUUUUUUUUCUUCUUCUUUUUUUCUUCUUCUCUCCUCUCUCGUUCUUUCUCUCUGUUUUCUUGUUUUGGGAUGAUUUUCCUCUUCACCUCAGCUCUCCUUUUAUAAGCAUGAAGAAGGUGUUUGGUGGCUCACAAUCUUUGACAAAACCAACGUCAACAAUUUCAGCUCACCGUCCAUGUCGUCACCGUCCAUGCCGACCAACACGUAAAACGUGUUUUUUUGACUUACAAUCUCCCACUUGAAGACUGAUUUCAAUCUGUCUUCACACAUUGAUCGAUGUAGCAGGUCUCCCCAGCUUGUUACUCCAACAAGCCAACUGAGGUUGCACACAACCUCAGCUUAUCAUACGGCACGACCUUCGUCAACAUGUCUGCCGGAUUCUUGCUUCCUGGGAUCUUCUCAAGCACCAACAUUUCAUCUUCCAACGCGGAUCUGAUGAAAUGAUACCGACGAUGUAUGUGCUUCGUCCGAGCAUGGUAAACUGGAUUCUUUGCCAAAUCGAUAGCACUCUUACUAUCACAGUACAACACACUUUUCUCUUGGCCAUGGCCUAGCUCCUCUAGAAAAGACUGUAGCCAUAUAAUCUCUUUUGUUGCCUCUGUUACCGCAACAUACUCAGCUUCACAGCUUGAUAGAGAUACAAUUUUUUGCAACUUUGAAACCCAACAAAUUGCAGUACCGCCAAAGGUGUAGACAUACCCGGUUGUGCUCUUCGUGCUGUCAACGUCACCUCCAUUGUCAGCAUCAACGUAUCCCCGCAAUCCCGUCUUAGACUUCGUGAAACAUAGCGAUAAGCUUUGAUUUCCUUUCAGGUAUCUGAAAAUCCACUUAACGGCUUCCCAAUGUUCCUUUCCUGGAUUGCUCAUAAAUCUGCUGACGACUCCCACUGCAUGUGCAAUGUCUGGCCUUGUACAUAUUGUGAGAGACAAGGUUUCACUUCUUAGAUUUAGGUUAGGUCAAGAGAGAUGAAUGAGAAUCGUGGGCUGAAUCCCGUAAAUAAACUUGAAGAAUGAAUAUGAUUUUAUUGAUGAGUUGAAAGAUGAUGAAUACAAAGAAAUGUAUCUUGAGAUGAUUGCUAAAGAAUACGUAAUGCUUUUAAUCUAGUACAAAAGUUGAUAUAUGGAAAAAAGAUCCCCCUUGUCUUUUAUCUUCUCCAUCUUUAUAUAGUCUAGGUUUCGUUGGCAACCCUUCAACUGUUCUCCUAGAUAUUUGGCUUCAAUUACGGAGCUCGCUUUAGGCUCCUCUUGACCGAGUCUCUUAAGGUGUUAGCUCACUUUCUGUCGUGACCUCUGCUAUGAUGUCUCCCAGGUCUUGUCGUCAGCUCGGCUUUCAGCUCCCUUUGUUAUGAUGGGCUUAUCGCAACCCACAUGCUAGCUCACGCUUAUCGGUACCUCACCUGAGGGUCAUAUUCGGGUCCAACAGUUGCCCCCAGCUUCCGAAUAAAAUCCUUUGUCUCGGAAGCUAGAAUCUAGCUAUCGAUCUUAUCUUUUCGUUAAGAUAAUGAUUAGUUCUUAUCCUAUUUAGAUUCAGCUUACUCGAUCUAACGGUCUUUAUUACGUUUGGCAGAAUCUAUGGUUCAGAUGGAGAGGGUUUGAAAUGACUUUUCCGAAUCUCGAGAGGUGAUGGGAUAUAAAGCGGUGAACAUUAACUGCUAGCCUUCCACUUUCUCCACGCCUCCGUUCGGUUUUCAAGAAAUCGAAGAUCCCCCGAAGCUCUCUACCAAGCUCACCAGGGCUCUAUACCGCAAGUUGCAACAGAGUCCCUGUACCUGGGUGGCCUACACCACUUCUCGAAUAAGUGCAGCCAGAUUCCCAGAUACCUACAACGCCUCUUUCCAAGAUCCCAUUCCUGCUGAGAACCUUGAGAUUUCGGCAGGCGAUUCGGUUGUAUCGAUCUCAACUGGUGCUAGUGCUUCGGGAACUGAAAAGUCUCAGCCAGGUGACAUGACUCUGCGACCGUCAUUCCGUUCUAGGGGUAACCCCUCUAAAGCUGCCAGUGCUUCUCGUGGAAGCGACAGGAACCAAGGAGGAUCGUUCCUUAUCUCAAUGAAGGAAGUUUUGGACGACGGAGGAUCCAAACCUGUUGUCGAGACUACUCCAACUGAGGUUGUAGCUCAGGAUGCUGCUCCUCUCCCUGAGGUCCAGGUGCCGGAGGCUGACUACCAGGCUCCGAAGGGUACCUCUGAGAUCGAGCCGUCGAGACACAAGAGGCCCAGGAUCGAUCAGGGCGGAGCUUCCAUCCGUUCUUCUUCCUCGUCCUCUAGAGGAGGGACUGUUGGGUGGAGCUUUACCCAUUCGAAGCCUGGGUCGAUCCUGGAUGACUCUUGGGGCCUAGCUGCGAUAAUGAGGCACCUGAAGAGCGUGGGAUGUCCCCUUCCAGCGCUCAAGGACCUGACUAACCGAGAUGAGUAUCUCGAUAUUGCCCACUGUAUGGGUCAGUUGGCUGGGGCUGUUAACAGGGCCCAGCUCAGGUUUGAGAAUGCUCUGUGUGCUGCCCCCAAUGCUGGUGAACUUGCUGAGGUUACCGAGAUGGUUAAGGCAGCCAAAACCGAUCUUGACCAAGCCCGGGUUCGAAUUUCUGAACUCGAAGCCGAAGUGACGAGGCUAGGCUCGAAGGCCGAUGCUCAGCAAGGAGAGAUCGAGAGUCAAAAGCUCGAUAUCCAGGUGAAGAGCAGGAGGAUCAAUGAUUUAGAGGCUGCUCGAAAGAUAGCUGAGCAUCAAGUACGUGAGCUCAUUGCCUCAUCCCGGGAUAGCCAGAAGAACAAGGAAGCUGAAGUCAAGCUGGCUGUCAGGGAAGGGAAGAAAGAAGUCGCCGAAGCUUACGGCAAGAUCCUGGUCUGUGUUAAGGAGAAGUUUGCUAGGAAGAAAGAUGAGGUCGACGCUUUGGUGUACGCUCAGGAGCUCCAAGCUAAUGCCGACCUCUUGAAGGAUAUGCUGAACAACAAGAUCCAAAGCGUUGAAGAGGAGUACAACCAAUUGGUGGCCUUAUUACCAGAAGCGACAACUGCGUAUGAGAAGGCUCAAGUCUCUGACUUCUCGGUCAGCAAGCUUCCUCUUCCCCAGAUCUCGGAGAGUUCAGGUACUUUCGAGAUUAACAUGUUUAAUCCAUCCUUUUCUGGGGAGUAUGGCUCUAAUUUGGGUUUGAUGGCUCCUGACUUAGCUCCAGUCGAGGCAGCAAUAGGAGGUGACGGCAAUGUGGUCGAUGAGGGAGUUCCUGCCGGUGCUGGUGAUCCGAUUCAGGAAGAGAAGGAAGAUUGAGAGCUACGGCUCUUUUAACUUUAUGUUUUGUGUUUUUAAGACUUCGGCCUAAGGGCUUUGUUUCGUUAUGUUUUGUGACUUAGUGCCUGAGGAGGCCUUUAAACCUUAACGCUUGCUGGAUUUCAAUAGCCUGGGGAGGUUUUUAAACCCUUUCUUAUGUUUAAAUCGUGGCUAUUAUUUCUGUUUUAAGUUUUUGAACUUAACCUCGUUUCAUUUAAUCAUAGUGAUUGCGAAUCUCA
This is a messenger RNA of Brassica napus (rape), 4417 nucleotides long. RefSeq lists its product as uncharacterized. The transcript is spliced from 4 exons. The record is from RefSeq and is a predicted model, not a curated record. NCBI's taxonomy places the organism in Eukaryota, Viridiplantae, Streptophyta, Magnoliopsida, Brassicales, Brassicaceae. The coding region runs from base 2865 to 4178 and encodes 437 amino acids.